Messenger RNA from Aspergillus alliaceus, 714 nucleotides. Its product is annotated as ankyrin repeat domain-containing protein. Lineage: Eukaryota; Fungi; Ascomycota; Eurotiomycetes; Eurotiales; Aspergillaceae. Bases 1 to 714 code for a protein of 237 amino acids. The record is from RefSeq and is a predicted model, not a curated record. The transcript is spliced from 4 exons. Gene Ontology annotation, molecular function: protein binding.
AUGGCACCCGACUAUGAUUCUUUUGUCGGGGCCUACACCUUGCGUGCGAAGCCGGAUCUGGACGAGGGACUUGCUCUCGCUACCGAGGACGCGCAUUCUGAUCUCGUGGCCGCACUCUUCGACGCCGACGCUCACGUGUCGGACUGGACAGUGGCGGCUCUCCCUGGAAGGCUAGGGGUACAGCAGCAUGAGAGUGUUGUUCGCCAGUAUCUCGACCAUGGUUUUGACGCCAACGGGAGCUACCGCAACGGCAUUCCUAUCCUAGUGCAAAUGAGCAAUCCCGCCUGUGCUCGUGAAUUAAUCUCGCGAGGCCCUGACCCUAACCAUACAUCUCUGAUUGAGCUGCUUCUCGCGCACGGGGCCAAGCUGGAACCGGAUCUCCUCUUCAAGGCCGUGGCUCCGCGCGUGCCCCAAGGAGAGUUCAUGACUAGAUAUAUUCUAGCCAGAGGUCUCGAUCCUAAUACAACCUCUGUCAAAUGGCGUGAUCCUUUACACCGUGCUAUCCACUCUGCCAGGCCGAAUAUUGUCAAAUUAUUACUCGAUGCAGGCGCAGAUCCUACAGGACAAUCGGCUCAUCCACAAUACCGUGGCGGAAGCCCCUUACAAAUAGCUAAAGACAUACAAUUGUCUGAGCUCCAGCAGGCUAUCCUGACUCUCCUUCAGUGCCGAGGCGUAGACGUUGGUGGAGGUGGUGGUAUUGAGGGAGCUGGGUGA